Molecule: messenger RNA, 249 nt
Organism: Triticum turgidum subsp. durum (durum wheat)
Lineage: Eukaryota; Viridiplantae; Streptophyta; Magnoliopsida; Poales; Poaceae
Source: the annotation of a GenBank genome assembly
AUGGGGCUGGGGCUGUCACUCACGCUGUUGGCGGCCGCGCAGUAUCCGGCGCCGUUCACGCUGCCCGCCGACGCCGCCGUCUACGAGACGGUGGGGUUCCUGUGCGCCGGGCUAGCGUGGGCGCUGGUGGUGGUGCCGGCGAGGGGCAUGCGGCUGGACCGGCGGGUGUACGGGGUGGGCCUCGUCCUCAUCUACCUCACCUUCUUCGGCGUCCGCGUCCUCGACAGCCUCGGCCUCUGGUUCGGGUAG